CCCCUCCCCUCCCCUCCCCGCCCCGCCCGUUGGGUAACCCGCCACUCUCCCUGAGCAAAACACCCUGCUGUCGGCAACAAAACACAACUCGUUCUAUCGCCUUCAACUCCCUAAACUGAUCGGCUUUACGGUUGCAGAAAUUAACCUUUUAAUCAUGGCUUCCAUGUUGGGUCACACGUUCAGAAAUAUCCCAAUCAGUGUGGCAUGGGCAGCAAAGUUAAAUGCGCGUUUGUUGAGUUCAGUAUCUCACCCUCCACCUCAAGUGCAAUCGACCACCAAGAAAACUCUAGCAAAACCAGGGAUAAGAAAUGUUGUCCUCGUUGAAGGUGUCCGAACUCCAUUCUUAAUGUCCGGUACUACAUAUGCAGAUUUGAUGCCGCAUGACUUGGCCAGAACAGCUCUGCAGGGUCUACUUGCAAGGACCAAUGUUCCAAAAGCAGAUGUUGACUACAUAGUGUUUGGUACUGUCAUUCAGGAAGUCAAAACAAGCAAUGUUGCUAGAGAGGUAUGAGCCAGAAUGCAUUUGAAAAGCUACAUAACAUUUAUAGUGCAAAAUAAGAUUUCAUAGUAAAUGGUUUAACAUAACAGCAUAGAUACAGGAUUAGUUAAGGAACAAGAAACAAACAGGCACAAAUGGAUCAUUUUUCUAAUCGCCAGUUUGUGAUCAGUGCUGGGACUUCAACUAUUUACACUUCAUAUUAGUGACUUGGAUGAGGGAACCAAAUAUCUGUUUACUAAACUUGUUGUUGACAUAAGGAUGGGUAGGAAAAUAGAUUGAGAACAUAGAUUCAGCAAAGUGGUAAGUUGAGUGAGUAGGCAAAAAUUGGUAAAUGGAGUACAAUAUAACAAAAUAUGAACUUGUUCACUUUGAAAAAAGAAACCCGAUGUAGGGGAAGAUGACUCCCAAUUGACAGCUUCUAUGCUGUAAGUUGAGUCGUGUAGUUAGAUAUAUCAUUGCUCAGCUGCAGUGAUAAGUCGAUAUAAAGUGCAUGGGUAGAUGAUGGCCUAGUGGUAUUAUCACUAGGCUAUUAAUCCAGUGACCCUGGUAAUGUUCUGGUACCUGGGUCCGAACCUGCCAUGGCAGAUGGUGAAAUUUGAAUUUAAUAAAUAUCUGGAGUUAGGAGUGUAUAGGUAGUUCCGCUAUAACGCGUGUUUCAUUUAACGCGAAUUGGCUGUGACGCGAUUAAUCAAUAGUGGAUGUUGUUUGGAUAACGCAAGCUUUCUGCUGUACCGGCAUAGCGAUUUUCUGUAGCAAUUUCCCUACCGUGAUUUUGGAUGGCAAUUUUCUGUAGCGCGAGGUCACACAAGAAUGCAACUAUCAUAUUAUAGGAGAACUACCUGUAAUGAUGUCUAUGAAACCAUUGCCAAUUGUCAGGGAAAGCCCAUCUGGUUCAUUAAGUCCUUUUUAGGGAAUGAAACUGCCAUCCUUACCUGUAUUAUGGGCCAGACCAGAUCCCCUCAAAAUACAUUAAGAAAAUAGCCUAGACAGUAACUACUACUUAUUUUAAAGGCAAGUUUUGUUCCAGAUGCAAUUUGAUUGGUCAAGUUAUCAAAUUUAAAGCAAAAUACACUUGAUUCAUCCACUAUAGUUUAAAAUACAACAAACGAGAAAGAAGUUGGAAUAACUUAACUCCAUUGGAAAACUUAACAGAAUAAUAGAUUAUUAACGACUAUUAAUUAACUGUUCCAGUAUAGUAGCAAAACAUAAACACAUGCUUGGCAAAGGGCAAGUUCUGAAAAAUAGAUUAUCUUGCAUGCAAUUCUAGCAGCCGAGGAAGAAAACACCAAGAGAAAACUGUGUGUAGCAGGAAGAGAUGUACUGCAGCUUUCAAAACCUGUUGAGACUCCAGCAACAACUGCUACUACUGAAAUACUAAACUGAAAAUCUUGGUUCUGUAAGAGCUUGACCACACCUGUUCAGGCUGCUUCUAUUGUUAUGACUUUAGAAAAUAAAAUACCAAAGCCCCUCAAGAUGUUUAUUUUACCAGUUUUCAAUAGAUCAUUCUCCAUCUUUGCCUUAAAGCCUCUC
Rhincodon typus (whale shark) is the source of this 2029-nucleotide messenger RNA. Its product is annotated as trifunctional enzyme subunit beta, mitochondrial-like. Gene Ontology annotation, biological process: fatty acid beta-oxidation. The transcript is spliced from 6 exons. The coding region runs from base 155 to 511 and encodes 118 amino acids. Lineage: Eukaryota; Metazoa; Chordata; Chondrichthyes; Orectolobiformes; Rhincodontidae. Gene Ontology annotation, molecular function: acyltransferase activity, transferring groups other than amino-acyl groups. The record is from RefSeq and is a predicted model, not a curated record.